Tilletiopsis washingtonensis is the source of this 1275-nucleotide messenger RNA. Its product is annotated as thiolase. The transcript is spliced from 5 exons. The coding region runs from base 1 to 1275 and encodes 424 amino acids. Gene Ontology annotation, molecular function: acetyl-CoA C-acetyltransferase activity. NCBI's taxonomy places the organism in Eukaryota, Fungi, Basidiomycota, Exobasidiomycetes, Entylomatales. Gene Ontology annotation, biological process: fatty acid beta-oxidation. The record is from RefSeq and is a predicted model, not a curated record.
AUGCAGCCGUCCCUCCUGCGCUCGAGCGCCAGCUACAUCGUCGCCGCCAAGCGCACGCCCUUCGGCGCGUUCGGCGGCAAGCUCUCGGCGCUCACCGCCUCGCAGCUCGGCGGCCACGCCAGCAAGGCGGCGCUCGCCGAGCUGCCCGCCGGCACGCGCGUCGAUGCGACCAUCUUCGGCAACGUGCAUGCCUCGGACAACGCCGCCGCCUACCUGGCGCGCCACGUCGGCCACCACGCCGGCCUGCCCGUCACCGUGCCGGCGCUGACGGUGAACCGCCUCUGCGGCUCGGGCUUCCAGAGCAUCAUCAACGCCGUGCACGAGAUCAAGGCCGGCGACGCCAACGUGAUUGUCACUGGCGGCACUGAGAGCAUGAGCCAGGCGCCCUACACGCUCAGCGGCGUGCGCUUCGGCGGCGGCAAGUACGGCGUCGACCUCAAGCUCGUCGACUCGCUCGCCGCCGCGCUCACCGACAUGGUGCCCACGCCGACGCCCAUGGGCAUCACUGCCGAGAACCUGGCUGUCAAGUACGGCAUCACGCGCGAGCAGUGCGACGCCUACGCGCUGCAGUCGCAGCAGCGGUGGCAGGCCGCCAACAAGGCGGGCGCGUUCGCCGACGAGAUCUCGCCUGUUGAGGUGAAGGUCAAGCGGGUGAGUAGAGGCUCGGCGCUGUGCGGCAGCUAUAGGCCUGCAAGCGCUGAUCGCCUGGCGCAGGCGAUGGAGACGUUCAGCGUCGACGAGCACCCGCGCGGCCAGACGACGGCCGAGUCGCUCGCCAAGCUGCCCUCAGUGUUCAAGAAGGAGGGCACUGUUACCGCCGGCAAUGCCAGUGGCAUCUGUGACGGCGCCGCCGCCAACGUUGUGGCGUCCGAGGCGGCCGUGCAGGAGUUCGGCCUCAAGCCGCUCGCGCGCAUCGUCAGCUACGGCGUCACGGCCUGCGAGCCAUCGAUCAUGGGCAUCGGCCCGGUGGAGGCCAUCAAGCUGGCGCUCAAGCGCGCUGGCCUGCAGCUGAGCGACAUUGACGGCCCGAUCGAGGUCAACGAGGCGUUCGCAGCGCAGUUCCUGGCCGUGCAGAAGGAGCUCGGCCUGCCCGACGAGCAGACGAACCAGUUCGGUGGCGCCAUCGCUCUCGGCCACCCGCUCGGCGCAUCUGGCGCACGCAUCAUGGCCAACCUGACGCACAACGUGCGCCGCCUCAACAAGCGCUACGCCCUCGGUGCCGCGUGCAUUGGCGGCGGCCAGGGCAUUGCGAUCAUCAUCGAGGCAUGCGCAUGA